UUGAUCUGCUGUCAAGUUUCCCAUGUUGUUUCCUCAAAACAUGGCUCGUAAGCUGUCUAGUCUAGGCUGUCCAUGCGAAAGUGGUCACGUGUCGGUGGUUUGCCCAUUGGUUUGCCGAAGGCGCCCAAGGUACAGCGUACUCCCAAGGGCUUUGCCGAGCGUCGGCUGCUGCAGCCGCUGCAAGAAAAGCUGUAUUUGUGGCCGCGCUGCUGAGCCAGUUGCGCGCAUCCGUUACCGAAUUACUAGCGUUAUUAAGCAUCGGGAAUUUGACUCUGGUUUAAGGGAUGCAGACUCGUGAUGCAGUCACCGAAGUAUAUUGUGAGCGCUUGCCAACUACAAAGUGUGUUGUGAUGUGAUCCUUGGUGCGCUAGUGCAUUUUUAUUUCUCGUAAGCGACGAUUGGUGCCGUGUGUUCUCAACGCAGGCAGGAAAAUGACACAAGCACAUUUCCAGAGGAUUAUUUCGUCUUCCGUGCCCACUAUAAAUUGCUUCGAUUUGAAGCACGUACACCGUGAGAUGUUUCAAAAGGACCUUUACCCAGAAGUGAAUUUAGUCUAGAAAGUAUCCCGAGUGCUACUACUAUGCAAGAAACGAACCAUGCCUGCGGUCGAAGUUCGAGAAGAAAAAGAAAAAUGCAACAGGCUGUUGGAGGUCUUCGACGAUGUGCACGCUUUCCUAUCCGAUCAAGUCAUUCGCUCAAUCCCGGAGAGCAUCGAGGUGUUUUUUCGGGACAAUGGAGUCCCGGGAAAACUUAGCGAAGACGUUUCGGACGCCUGCUUGCGGUACAUGAUCCACGGUUCGUUCGUCGACAUCCUCGCGGCACGCAAGAUACUUCAGAAACACCUGCUGCAACAAGACGCAGUCGACCUGCCAGUGCAGCAAGUCGCCGAAGCCGAUGAAGUUGUCCUCUCAGAAGCGUUUCAGGACCACUACGUUGAUGUGGCGUCACACGAGGUCAUUGGCGCCAAUGUCAUUGAAGACUGCCCCGAACUGGCCGCAGAGGAAGAUGCCUUCUGUUCACCCAGUGAAACAACACUUCUUGUCAAUGUUGUUGCCGAAAGUGGCACGUGUAGUGAAUUUUGUUCAUCCGACCUUCAGCACACAUUUGACCAAAUCGGGGCCGUUGCGAGUGAGGUUGGACGAUGCCUCCUUGGAAAAGGAGCCGCAGUUAAAAAUGGCAGCAUCUGCACUUCACCAUUCUUUUCACAGUGCAGGCUUCGUGGACGACGAUUUCACACCAUUCCCUGCAGGGCAGAACGUGCCGAAUUCAUUCGGCACGAACAAGAAUCGGCACAGAGCAGUUGUGAACUAGUUCACGAAAUGCUGGGCAAAUCGGAUGGUCGUCAUGCUUUCGAGCUGGAGGCCCCCAGCAGUGCCCGCAAUCAGGCUAGCUGUGACCCAAUUGCAAUGCCGAAUCCAGUUGUCAUUGAGAUCCACUGCUCAAAACUGGAGGACGCCAUGCUGAAUCUGCCUUUGGACCUUCCCUCGUCCCAAGAAAAUGUGGUGGAGCAGUUCAUGGAAAACCCGACAGGUGUGACCGACACUUGUAUGACAGAGCAGACCGUAGAGGAUAAUGAAGACAAUGUGCCCUCUGAGCAAGUGACAGAAGUUCAGAAGCAGAAGCGAAACUAUGAAGAAGUCACACCAUUCAAGUACUUCUGUGAGCUCUGCUCAUUCAAGACAAAGCGCAACAGCCACUACCUGAAACAUAUCAAGAUACAUGAAAAGGUGACCACACUGCACAGCUGCGACAAGUGUUCCUUCACUACAAUGCGUCUAGGCCACUUGAGGAGACAUGCAUCCACGCACAGCAACCACCUUCAUCGCUGCACCCAUUGCAGCUACACAACUGAUGACCAAAAGUUGCUGCUGCGGCAUAACCGCAUGCGCCAUUACCGGACUAAGCGCUCCCGAGGGGCACCAGCCAAGCCCAUGGAAUGCCCCCAUUGCAACUACCGUACCACGCGGCCACUGCUACUUGCCAGGCACCGUCAGCGCCAUGCAGGAGACAGUGGGACACUUCAGAGCAGUGCGCCCUUGCACCAGUGCACCCAGUGUGGCUAUCAGACACAUCGCAAGGAGCACCUGGUGCGACACCGAGCCAAUGUUCAUGGAGGAGCGCGCCCAUUCCUUUGCCACCGCUGUGGCAAAGCCUUCAAGCGGGCUGAUGCCUUGCGCCAGCACCAUCUGACACACGCUGGCCCCAAUGAGGGUGCCCCUCCAGCCUCUUUUCCGUGCCCACAAUGCCACAAGGUGUUCCGGACUCACUCGCACCUCUCUGAGCACCAGGCGAUCCACUCGACGGCACGGCCAUUUUUGUGUGAGAUAUGCGGCUCAGCUUUCAAGACACGAUCAGUGCAACGCAAGCACGUUCAGUCGGUUCACAACAAUCCACGGGCAUUCUGCUGCAGCUGCUGCACCAAGAAGUUCAACACUCAAUAUGCACUAAAACGGCACCAGAAGCUUCACCAGCCAUCUCAGCAGCAACAGCGGCACCAGCAGCCAGCACAGCCACAUCUACUUGCACCCCCACCACUGCCACCAUCGGAAGAACAGAUUCAUGCUCCAACAACACUUCAGGACGUUCUUGGAAGCACGGCUCCUGCCAUGUCUGGACCAGUGGCCGAGGUGCCUGGCCUGGAGCAUGUCAUAACGGCCGUGCCCAUUCAAGACACCUGCGACGUCAUUGGACAGAUCUCAACAGCCAUGCUGCAGCCUGCAGAGACGGCAACCCUGCUGUACCUGACAAACCCUCUGCCACCAUUCUGAGCACAAAGAAGAGAUUCCCAAAUGGAAUGAUCGUUGCAAAAAAAAAUGUGGCGUGCUUCGUGAAUCUCAAAGCAGCUAUGUAUAAUAGACAGUGAACAGUGGCUACACCACAGGCUGCAGUGAUGACAGAUUGGUGAUUGAAAUUGACAUGCAUGUUGUGAUUUAUGCGUGGGCUUGAAGUGACACUGUAUUAGGUGGAUGUCUGUGAAACUUCACUUUACUUUCUGAAAUGAUUUCAAUUAUCAAAAAACUCGGUGCAUAAGGCAAAGAAAUUCUGCCUUGCGGUGUACGUGUGGAUGCGCUCCUCAUUGAAAGGUAGGUCUUCAUUAUCGCCUUCUCAUGUAUAAUUGUUGCUUGUACUCUGACAUGAACCACAAUGAGUGCCCCAUGAGCCAUUGUUGCUUCUAGCACAUUGAUGUUCCCAUGGCCAGUUUUCAUAGGAGUAGUCCUAGGUUCGAUAUCUGUUGCAGUGCCUUCUUUUCUUUGAGCUCUUGUAUUUUACUCUCAUUGCAACAUGAUUAUUUCUUGUUGCAACAAGGACACAGCUGGAUAGCUUUGGCAUGUACUGUGGCAUUAAACAGCUGUCUGUUGUAAAAAAAUAAAUGUAGGUGUCACUUUGUAACUUUCAAGGUUGCUUGAAUUGCUGCUUUUUGUAAAAUUUCAUUUGAUGUGCUUGACAUAUAAAGCAUUGGCCAUUUGUUCUUGCAUAGAAGGAUCGCGAGGGGCAGCGCGAGGGUGACGCAUGGGCGCGAUUCACAAGAGCUGCCGCAGACAGACCUCGGCCAAUGCCUCGGCUCAUGCAGCACUUAAAUUUGUUUGCAUACAGACGACAAGCACUACCCAUCGUCACCGCAAAGACCGUCUUGCGUGGCACUAUGCUUUUCCUCUCAUUGUUUAAAUUUUGCUAUACCCUCCUCCUCCGCUUUCCUCCUCACUAUCGCUGUCUCAUCUCCCGCAGCGCUCCGCAUUCGCUUUAAUCCUUCAUUCGCUCGGUUACGAGGGCCAACGUCGACGCUUGCCGCAGGAGCGGCGGAAGAGCUGCGCUCUAAAAAGGACAAUGUAGAUCAAGUUUUCCAGGUGAAUUUUCGCCGUCAGCGUAGCCGUUACACACGCCAUGAUAUUAGGCAGUUUAAGCAUAGAGAAAGAAAUUGUUUAAUCCCGAUAUGGCUAGGAGAUGCUACAUUGUUCAAAUUCCAAAGUUGCUCUGAUCAGGUUUUAUGGUAUUGAUUGAAUUAUUCCUCAGAAUUUGUGUUUUACAAUUGCAGCGCGCAAUAAACAGUCAUGAAAAUUUCAUUCACAGCGUAUGCCUUUUAUCUUGAAUGUUCUCAUACAUUUUUAUUUUAAAUCUUCUCAUGCAAUAAAAAAUGGCUCACAAUCUGUAAGGCAUCAUGCAGUGCUCUUUAGGCCAGCACUGUGGUUAGGUGGCUACAAUAUAACUGGUAAAUUCACAUGGCACCGGCCCGAUGCUAUUACAGGCCCAACACGUAGUGCUAAAGCUUCCAAGGGUGCCAUAAAUUUUGUCGCUUCGACUAUUUGUGCCGACAAAAAUUGGCACAUUAAAAUUCUCUGAAUACGUCUGAUGAGGUUAGCCGAUUGAAUGCUUUGAAAAAAGAAGAAAAUUGUACCAAAUUUACCGGAACGUUUUUCCGCUGAAUUUGUACAGCUUUUUUUUCUGAAUAAAACGGCACCAUUAUUUCAAUUAAAUGGGGUUCUUGUACUUCACUAAUUGCGUAAAAAAUAUAGCUCGAAGAUGGCUUCACCGCACAGUGUCUUGCAAAAAAGCGUUUGUCAGGGCUUGAUAAACUAUGAAAGAAGAGAUACAAAGAAAAAAUAACCUAAACGGAGCAAAAACACGUACAUGAAUAGUGGUUACUUUUCCACAGCUCCUAAUACAGUUAUUAGGCUUUCCUGGUAUGGUACAUUUCUAAGCAAGGCGCGGCACAGAGGCCAACUCCGCACUCACAGGCAGCCGCUAGGUCCUCCGGUCCAUCCAGAGAAUCGUCGUCGUCAGAAUCCGCAGAAGAGAACACAUCACUUUCUGUAUCCGUACAAAACUCUAGAGAGCUAUCGCCUGACGAGCAGUCGUCGAAGAACUUCCUUUUACACGCGCUUUCAUUGCCUCGUUUCGAGGAGGCAGCCACGUUUCAUGCGGCGGGAUCAGAGGCGGCAAUACUACAGUGCCUAGAAGUAUAUUCUAGGCACUGUAGCAGUACAAUGAAAGCCGAGACACAAAUGGCACAACAUGGACAAGUGUGGCCAUCUAGCGUCAAGAAACACAACUAUGACGAGUAUAUUCGUCAUCGGUCAUUUUGUUACAAAAUCUCAUGACGACUAUAUAUACUCGUCAAUGGGAGGGAAAGGGUGAAUGCAAUAGAUGCUCAAGGUGCAUUCACGUUGCCGCCUUUGUCGUGCUGCCCCUCUGACGGCGCGUGGGUGGAUCUCCAUCACCAUUAGUGGACCCCCAGAUCGGAGUGCAUUUGACUGCAAAAAUGGCGAGGAAAACCAGAUGCAUGCACCGUCCAACACUAUGCUAAAUCGCCUUGGUGGCAAAGUAACGACAUGAGCGUUGUGCUAACUGCUGGUGUGAGCGUUGUGCGAACGCACACCGUAAACACACUAGCAUUCCUGAUGAGCUGCUUUGUGUGUGUGUAUGCCCUGGUCUCGGCAAUAAACAAGCUAGCGUUAUGUGGUAUUUCAAUGGGCGCUAACGCCGACGGUUUCCUCCCAAUCUCAUCUCGUGCACUGUUGAGGUGCAAUGGCCACGGAGUCCUUGGCGGCGCUCAUCACGCCAACGAUAUGAGACGCCAGGGUGCCGUUCGUUCUACAACUUUCUUUUUAGAGCGCAGCUCAGCUCCCGUUCCUGCGGCGAGCGUCGACGGCGGCGUAACUGGCGUAACCGAGCAAACAUGCACAGCGAAAGAUGAAAGCGAAUGCGGAGCGCAGCGGGGGGUGAAAGACACGACAAGGAAAGCGGAGAGGGGGUAUGGCGAAAGGGUGAGGAGAAAAGCGGAGUGCCGGCGGCGAGCAGGUAUGCGGCCAGGGCGGAAACAAAGCGCUGGCGUGAGCUUCGGACCCACUGCGCAUGCGCUGUGCUUCUACCCAGCAGAAGUUACCUUGCAUGCAGCGUUGUGCCAACAUAUCACACCUGCAUAUAGUUGGGACACCGCCCAAGGAGUUCAAGUGCAACGCUAAACCUUGCUAUCGCUGUCAAUGCUUUACCCAAUGGCCAAUUUUUUAUUGUGAUAGCAAUUAUAUAGACACUUAAAGCGGAUGCAACGCUUAUUAAAAAUGGCUCUGUAAUAAUGGAGAGAAAAGAUAGCAAUUAAAUUGACCGUUAGUUGUACACACGGCUAAAAGAAAUACCCUUAGGAAUGCCAGUCUGGAAAUGUGAUGUGGUACCAAAUGGUGUGGAAUGCAGUGCAGUUAUGAACAACAGCCUCAAUGAGCUAGAAAAUCAUUAAAGAGUCAAUGCAAUUACACCUACAUCUCCCUCAGGCAUGCAACAAUGAGCAAUAUCAUGGUGAAAACUCCGGUUUCUGUGUGAAAUAUGGCUUUGACUCCAUGUCUAUAUGUCU
Molecule: messenger RNA, 6343 nt
Organism: Dermacentor silvarum
Lineage: Eukaryota; Metazoa; Arthropoda; Arachnida; Ixodida; Ixodidae
Product: zinc finger protein 480
Exons: 8
Coding region: 597-2768 (723 amino acids)
Biological process (GO): regulation of transcription by RNA polymerase II
Molecular function (GO): DNA-binding transcription factor activity; RNA polymerase II cis-regulatory region sequence-specific DNA binding
Source: RefSeq, a predicted model, not a curated record